Brienomyrus brachyistius is the source of this 2754-nucleotide messenger RNA. Its product is annotated as overexpressed in colon carcinoma 1 protein-like. Lineage: Eukaryota; Metazoa; Chordata; Actinopteri; Osteoglossiformes; Mormyridae. The transcript has 6 exons. The record is from RefSeq and is a predicted model, not a curated record. Bases 280 to 468 code for a protein of 62 amino acids.
CAUCCUCCCUUCUCUUCCUCUCUCUAUAAGUGCUAAGCUCCAUCCUUUCCCCUUAAAACAUUUCACCAGUCAGAGGACAAGGCGAACCAGGGACGCCAGCAGCUGGAAGACCAGUCAAACGGAAAUAUCUGGUGUCAUCAUCCCUCCCUCAUUCCAACAUUUCUGUCCAUCUUUUCCCUCUCGUACCCUUUCUCCUUCUCCUCCUCCCUCUCUCUUUCUCUCUCUCUCUCUCUCUCUCUGCCUCUCCCCACUUGCGCCUGAGUGUGGCAUCGAUGUGAGAUGGGCUGUGGGAAUUCCUCGGCCACCAGCACCUCUGAAGGGGGUCCCGCGGAAGCUUCCAAAGACAUGACAGAAGAAUCCUCCCAAGACGAUGAAAAAAGAAGGAACUAUGGCGGAGUUUAUGUUGGGCUGCCUACUGAAAUGAGUACAGUUGCUGCCAGCCAGUCCAAGUCCUCAUCUCAAGAUUAACAGUGGAAGAGGGAAAAUGGAGACAUUUAACAGCAUACUUCAAAGCUGAGGAAACUUCUAGAAAAACGUUUUCGGAGAAGUCCGUAGAUAGAUUCAAGACGAAUCGCCAAGAUAAAUGACCCUGUGAAAUGAGCACUCGUGAAUGUAUAAACAGGCCGGUACAGACUGCGGCUCACGGCAGUCAUGUGACUUCCUGUGAAGGAAAGGGCUGUUUUUAAGGGCAGCACACAGGGUCUGCCCAGCAAUACGCAGUAGCCAAUCAUAUUGCUGAUUCAGCAUCGCCCAAGGCUGUGUAGAAAUAGCACUUCAGUGAAAACCAGCAUCCCACUUUCUCUUUCUGCUCCAGUCCCUGGCCGGCCUCCAGCUCCUGCCUCCGACAGGCCUGUGUUUCUCCAGCCAUUUGUUCGUUUCUUUCUGAUCGUUUGGUUGAGUCUGGUUCUGUCUGAGAUGCCGUAACCCUGGGGUCACAAGUAGAUGAUUGAAUUUGUCUGGGAUAAAGGUUUGGAUCAGGAGAAAAAGGGCCCUAACAGGAAAGAGCCCUAUGCACAAAUGAUCUCCUCCGUGAUCAAGAGGUCGUCUCAUACGAUUUUCCCUCUUUGGCUCUGCUGUCCUGAUGGCAUUAUUCACACGCUCUGAAGCACCAUCAGAUUUAGGAUCAAUUCUGAUGGACCUCACUGUAUGAAGAAAACUUGGGUGAGGAAUGUGCUUCAAAAUGACAGACACUGACACCUAACGCCUCAGAGAAGAACUACAACUAUUGGAACCGUUUGAGGAGGUUUUCAAAAACCAAAGGGGGCAUCACACAGCGGGUCCUCACAGUUUUUCCGGUUUGAUGCAAAGGAAAUGCAGAAGUAAGUGCAGAAGAAACCAUUGAAUAAUUAACAGACAUUUGAAGUUGUUGGAAGAGCCUUCAAGGACCAUCCAGAUCCACGUGUGCUGAGUGUCGAAGCCGGCUAUUUGGAUGCUGUCUUUCUGAAAAAGCUGAAGACAUCCCUUUAGCUUGAACAAAUAAAAUGUUACCCCCCCCCCCCCUUCAGGAAUGAUCGAAGCCUACGUGACCCCCUGGACAAACUUCACUGUUGGUACUCCCCAUCCGAAACAAAGUGAAAUUUCCUUGCUAAGUCGACGCCCCCUCAGAUGUAACCCUUGGCCGAGGCUGCCUUUGUUGCCUAAUGAGUUGACUAGUACAGCCCCCACCCCAUUCUCGCAUGUGAUAAUGAUACCUUUGGCUCUGAGCACUUUUCGUUAUCAGCUAAGGCUUCUAGCAACCAACCUUCAGCUAAAGGAACACUUUUGAGAACUUUGCAGCAAGACUGUAGCUUUGGACCCAGCACUGGUAGGGACCAGAGGCCUGUAUUACGAAGUGAAGUUACUGGCCUAUCAGGGUAACUCAUCAGAUUAAAGGUAGCCUGGGCAAAAUGUAAGUGAACCAAUAUGAAGUCCAUUUAAACUGUGGUACCUUAAACCCAAGUUACCCCGAUAAGCCAGUAAUCCCGCUUCGUGGUACAGGCCACUGAUCAGCCCUGACCCCCCUCCUCCCUAAACACACACGGUUCCCACAACAUUGGUAGGGACACCCUUCCCUGGUCCCUACUGUCCAUACCCAAAUCUACACUUCUGCCUUGCAGUAAACACAGGCCUGAUCUGCCCUCCCACGUGAAGGAUUUACAGCUGUAAUACACUCUCAGGCCUCUGGUUAUCAUCCAUUAUCAUUUACAGCAAAAUGUCCACCAUGAUUCCACCAUGCGGCACAGAGAAAUGCAACUUGUUUAUCUUUCACCAGGUUUGAUAUUCCGGUAUUAUAUUAGGUUAUAAUAAUAUAGGGCAUAAAGACAUGUAUCCAGUCACUUUCAUAUUUGGUGUUGGUUAAUGAUGACCAAAGGAAGCCUCAUGAAUCAUUUCUUGUAUUUUCUGAUCCCACUAGAUGGUGCUGUUGCUUUGCUUUGCGGCAGGCUUUAUGCCCUUUUUUGAACAGAGAGCACCAUCUAGUGGGUCAUAAAAUACAGCAAAUGGUUCAUGGGGAUUCAUUUGUCCACCACUAGUGUUGAUGUUAGUUUUGCUCUGUUUACAGUGCCACUUGAGGCUAUUAGACUAUUUAGAAGGCACACAGAGCUGUGGAUUUUAAACCGUCAUUAGCUAAUGAUUUUCGUUUCACUGUCACUUUCACUUUCCAGGGGUUCCUGUAGUCGUCGGUGAUGUUAUAACCUCGUGGACCAUAACACCGAACUGUAAUAAUGAGCCAUGCCAGAAUGCCAAUAUAUGAAUAAUAAGGAUUUUAUACUGACA